Messenger RNA from Rattus norvegicus (Norway rat), 3667 nucleotides. Lineage: Eukaryota; Metazoa; Chordata; Mammalia; Rodentia; Muridae. The record is from RefSeq and is a predicted model, not a curated record.
UUUGUCUAGCUUGCCUCUACCCUCAUCCAUCUGUCUGUCCGUCCCGCUCCAGAGAAAAUGUGUACAGCCCUAGUGGGGUCCCUCUGGCGGUUGCCGUAGUCGCGCAGCCCCGACCCGGGGCUCCCGAGAGAAGAAAAUCAUGAAUGAAAUGGAUGCGGCGCUCCCACUCCCCCGCCCUCUCAGUCCAGGCAACCUUGGCAUAGGGGCGGCGCCAGUGGGGACUCCGCACAGAGUUGCGGCGGAUGAGGGGGCACAGGAGAUGGGAUCCGAUGUUAAGGGUCUGUGGUCCACCCCCUAGAGCUCUAGGCGAUGCCGGAGCUCCCCACCCCCACCCCGCCAAGCCGGCGAGCCCUGCGCAAUUCCCGGGGAGCGGCGCAAGCCCGUCCGGGGGCGGGGCGGAGCCCGGGCUGGGGGUGCCAAACGGACCCGGCAGCUGUGCCCGCGACUCUGUAGUCCAGGCGCAUUUGGUGGGGCGACUGGGCAGGGAGCAGGCAAGGAGAGCGGGACUGAGGACUCCGCGGACAGACCGACAGACGGACGCCCCCGCAUACGCAGACGCACCGAGCUCCGCACGGCCCCUGUCACACACAGACAGGGACACACGCAGACACGCACACUCGCGCGCUCACAUCCUCCCGCCAGCCUGCUUGUCCGCCGGCGCCUGGAGCCCGCUCUGGCCGUUUGCUUUUUGCUGAGGAAAACUCCCAGUCCUGGCCCCAGAUGGCACCUUUCCCCACCUGGAUACCUUGGGAAUGAAGUUUGAGGGAAUUAGGGGUGCUCUUAUAGUAAAGCAAGUUCAGGAUUCAGAGACUUCUCAACCCCAAUUCCCCUGGCCCCUACUUUAGCAGUCAAAUGUGCACAUCAUCAUCAUCGUCGUUGUCGUCGUCAUCAUCAUCACUAACAAAGGAAUCAGGAGACAGAAUGGCACAGUGGAGUGAGAAAGAGAGCCAGGCUGCUGAUGACUCCAAGGGAGGGACCCUGGACAUGUGCUGUAGUAAGAGGCUGUUGGGGUGGCAGCAUGGCCCACCAGUUGGAGAUCAGAUCCCUGGUCAAGAUAAACUACUUUCGAAGAAAAGGAGUACAGAAGACAGCAAAGGUCUGCCCCAGCCAGUAGAGAUGGGAGGUCUGGACGAGGGCGAAGGACUCCCCAGCAAGCAGAGAGAGCUGCCACCCCCGCCACCCUCACCGCCCUCUGAGCCAGCUCAGAAGCUGCCACCUCAAGGUGCCGGGAGCCACUCCCUCACAGUCAGAAGCAGCCUGUGCCUGUUUGCUGCCUCUCAGUUACUGCUUGCCUGUGGGGUGCUCUGGCUCAGUGGCCAUGGCCACUCCUGGCUGCAGACCACCACAGACCUCAUCUUCUCCUCGCUCACCGUGUUGAACCACCUGGGACCUGCAGCCUGGCUAGGUUCUGGGACCUGGGGGACACCAAGUCUGCUGUUAGUCUCUCUGACUGUGAGCCUGGGCAUCAUCACCACCCUGGUGUGGCACCUUCUCAAGACACCCCCAGAGCCACCUGUCCCACUGCCCCCAGAGGACAGACGACAAUCAGUGAGCCGGCAGCCCUCCUUCACUUACUCAGAGUGGAUGGAGGAGAAGGUAGAGGAUGACUUUCUGGACCUGGACGCAGUGCCGGAGACACCCGUGUUUGACUGUGUGAUGGACAUCAAGCCUGAGGCUGAUCCCACCUCGUUGACUGUCAAGUCCAUGGGUCUGCAGGAGAGGAGGGGCUCCAAUGUCUCCUUGACCCUGGACAUGUGUACUCCUGGCUGCAAUGAGGAGGGCUUUGGCUACCUGGUGUCCCCACGAGAGGAGUCAGCCCAUGAAUACCUGCUCAGUGCCUCCCGUGUCCUCCGGGCAGAGGAGCUGCACGAAAAGGCCCUGGACCCUUUCUUGCUGCAGGCGGAAUUCUUUGAAAUCCCCAUGAACUUUGUGGAUCCAAAAGAAUAUGACAUCCCAGGGCUGGUACGGAAGAAUCGGUACAAAACCAUCCUUCCCAAUCCUCACAGCAGGGUACGUCUGACGUCACCAGACCCUGAAGAUCCUCUGAGUUCCUACAUCAAUGCCAACUACAUCCGGGGCUACAAUGGGGAGGAGAAGGUGUACAUCGCCACCCAGGGACCCAUCGUCAGCACUGUGGCCGACUUCUGGCGCAUGGUGUGGCAGGAGCGCACACCCAUCAUCGUCAUGAUCACCAACAUCGAGGAGAUGAACGAGAAGUGCACGGAAUAUUGGCCAGAAGAGCAGGUCGUCCACGAUGGCGUAGAGAUCACUGUGCAGAAAGUCAUCCACACAGAGGACUACCGGCUGCGACUUAUCUCCCUCAGGAGAGGGACUGAAGAGAGAGGCUUGAAGCAUUACUGGUUCACAUCCUGGCCUGACCAGAAGACCCCCGACCGGGCACCCCCACUCCUGCACCUGGUACGGGAGGUGGAGGAGGCAGCCCAGCAAGAGGGACCCCACUGUUCCCCGAUCAUUGUUCACUGCAGUGCAGGGAUUGGGAGAACCGGGUGCUUCAUCGCCACCAGCAUCUGCUGCCAGCAGCUGCGACGUGAGGGCGUGGUAGACAUCCUAAAGACCACGUGCCAGCUCCGUCAGGACAGGGGCGGCAUGAUCCAAACAUGCGAACAGUAUCAGUUUGUGCACCACGCCAUGAGCCUCUAUGAGAAGCAGCUAUCCCUCCAGUCCUCAGAGUGACCACACUCUUCCUCUGAGAUCCACUGGGCACUGCCGAGUCUGAGGCUGGGGCUUCACCCCAACUACCCAAGGUCUUACCUUGGGUCCUGGGCCUGUUCCCUGGCUCUCCCCUUCAGUCUGCCCCCAUCUGUUGUCCUGGCCUGGUCCCUACCCCAAGCCUAGCUCUUCUACUGUACAUACUGCAGAGUUCGGGAGGGCAGGGGAGGAAUGUGCCAGGCCAGGCCUGGGGCCCCUGGGCCUGACCCACACUAUAUAGACCUGGGGCCUCAGUUUUAACCAUGAUUCCACAGCUACUUGGUCCAAAAUGUUUUCAUGCCACACCCCAAGUGUCCUACCACAACAUGUUCUGUCUGUCCAUCCAUCACAGCUAUCUGUACCAAACACUGUGUCCCCUCAGCCAGGAAAGGAGUACUGAUCUGAGCUCUCACCCCUCAGCCCUCACCCACAUCGCUAUUCCCAGACACCCACCCUGCUCCCCAGGCAGAGAUGUCUACCAAUCUCUGGCCUCACAGGAUGUGGAUGGUGGAGACCAGGCAGAGGAGAAUGUGGUGGUUGACCGAGAUCCCAGCUGAGAAGGUUCCCGGGCAAGGGUGGGCAUCUCUGGCCUAUGAGACACUGGAGAGAAAGAGGACAGAUAUAGUGGGAAACCCUAAGGAUCUGAGCCCUGAGGGGGCCCUCCAAGAGUAGGGUGGGGACAGCUCCAGACCUGCGAGGCAUCUUUCUGUGUCACUAUGGGAAACCCCAAAUGUCUCCUCGCUACAUGUUGCUCCGUGUGUUCCCUUGUCCAUGUGUGUGUUGAGAGCCCAUGAGCAGGGCAUGCAUGACUCUUUGGCAACAUGUGUUAUCUUGGAGCCACGUGUUUUUAUCGCUGACUUUAAAUAUUUAUUCCACGGCAUACAGAGACAUUUGGUGUCUUUUUAUAAUCUGCUCGUGGUCAUUGAAUAGAGCAAUAAACAGAGCAUUUUGAGCAAAA